AUGACUAUGACUAAAAAAGAAAAAGACAAGUUAGAAGAAUUCCAUGGAGGAAAAGAGAUUGUGAAAGUUAGUUCGCCAGGAUUAGAACACAACCAAGAAUUAAAAACUUUCACAAAGGAAGAAGUAAUUUGCUAUAAAAGGGGAUAUAUGGCACAUAUUAAGCAUAAUAAGAAGUUGGGUCAUUGUUCUAAAUGCGAAGCAGACAAACCUUGCCAACCAAUCAAAAAAAAAGAUUUUGAUAAAAUGCUAAAAGCAAUGUUGAAAGUUCCUCCUCCUAAAAAUUGGAAAGAAAUAAAAGAUAAACCCAAAAAGAAAAGAGGUCGUCCACCUAAGAUGAAUGGAAGACUUCUUUGGGAUUUAUAUUUCUUUCUUUCAGGUCAGGGAGGUAGAAAGAGUUAUACCCAACAAAAAAUGGCUGACUACUUUUCCAAAAAGGCAGGCGAGGAAAUAAAGCAAUUAGGUCAUUUACGGAAAUUAACCAAGUUUAAAAAACUACUUCCUAAACUACCUCAAUCCUGUAUUCUUGCUAUUGAUGAGUGCGGUUUUCACCUGAACGAAACCCCAAGUGAAGCCAAACAUUAUCUGAUAAUGGAUAACUUGCCAGUUCAUAAGGCAAAACAAUCUUGUAUCAACUUAAACCUUACUCCUAUUAAAGAACUUUUGGAAAGCAAAAACAUCGAAGUUCUUUAUUUACCUCCUUAUACACCAGAGAUGAACCCAGUGGAGUAUUGUUUUAACUUAAUUAGACAAUGGGUAGAAAAGAAUAAGCCUAGGAGUUAUGAAAAGUUAAAAGAGGUUAUUGCUAAAAUAAUAAAUAUACUUAAUGAGAAAGACUUAACCGAGUAUUUUAGGCAUUGUCAGAAUUACAACUCCAAAGGAGAAGCAAUUAAUCAGUUUAAUAUGCCAUUUUGGAGAUGA
Ambispora gerdemannii is the source of this 918-nucleotide messenger RNA. Lineage: Eukaryota; Fungi; Glomeromycota; Glomeromycetes; Archaeosporales; Ambisporaceae. The record is from the annotation of a GenBank genome assembly.